Molecule: messenger RNA, 654 nt
Organism: Pollicipes pollicipes
Lineage: Eukaryota; Metazoa; Arthropoda; Thecostraca; Pollicipedomorpha; Pollicipedidae
Cellular component (GO): cytoplasm
Source: RefSeq, a predicted model, not a curated record
GUACCAGCGGACGGGCGCGGCGCUGAAGAGCACCGGCGAGAAGGCGUCCGGCCUGUUCGCCGGCCUCGGCGCCAAGUUCAGCGAGGCGCGCGAGUCGGCCGCCUUCAAGUCCAUGGGCGAGCGUAUGGGCAGCAUGGUCACCACGGUCAAGAGCAAGGUGUCGACGUCGGGCAGCAACUCGUCGCAGUCGUUCGACGAGGCGCUGAAGGAGGCGGAGGCGGCGCAGCGGCAGGCGGAGGGCGCGCCGCCGCCGGCCGCCGACCAGCCGCAGUAGGUGGCACCAGCGCGCAUUCCAGGCAGCUGUAUUGUGUCGCGCGCCGACGGGCGGCCCAGCCGGGCGGGGGGCGUCGGAGGCGACGCGGCGGGCGGCCGCGGGGCGGACGGAUGCGGCGCACGCGCCGCCGCGUGGCGAUGGCUCGUAGGCGGUGGGGCGGCGUGGCCAACCGCGGGGCCGCACGACACGCGCCGUGUAUUUAUUGUUGGUGCCGUAGUGGCCGGCUGCGUGGGGCGGGGCGGGGGUGGCGGCGACGAUCGGGGACAUCGGGCCCGGCCGGACGGUCAGUGAGUCAUGAGUCACAUAUCGUGCGCCCGUCUCUGCGUCCGGCCGGCCGCCUGUGAGGAGCUGGUGCGGCAAUACACUGGUUUAGAGAUUGA